UUUUUCUGCCAAAUUUGUUGUCUAACAUGAUGUUUUGGUGCUUCAUUUGUAAAAUCAUAACCUAAUUUGAUGUUUAAUAUGCUUUUCCUUAAUGCCUCCUUAUUAUCCAACAUAUUCGCUUAUCCAACAUUCUGCCGGCCCGUUUAUGUUGGAUAAGUGAGACUCCACUGUAAUAAAAAUAGAGUAAAAUAAAUGUAAUAGUAACAAUAUUAAUAGAGUAAAAUAAUAAAUGUAAUAAUACUAAUAAAUACAGUAAAAUAAUAAAUGUAAAAAUAAAUAGAUUAGAAUAAUAAAUAUAACAAUAAUUGUAUCGGAGUGAAAUAAUAAAUGUAUUAUUAAUAAUAAAAAUAGAGUAAAAUAAAUGUAAUAGUAACAAUAUUAAUAGAGUAAAAUAAUAAAUGUAAUAAUACCAAUAAUAAUAGAGAAACAUAAUAAAUGUACUAUAUAUACUUCAGUAUAAGCUGACUCGAAUAUAAGCCAACCAGGACCAUCACCCGAAUAUAAGCCAAGGGGGGCUUUUUCAGUCCUAAAAAAGGGCUGAAAAACUCAGCUUAUACUUGAGUAUAUAUGGUAUAUUGGUUUGCAGUUUUCUUUAACUCAUGCUAUGGGAGGGGCUGCAGACCAUGUGAUCAGAUCUGGGCUUGUUCAGGACUCAGACUCCAUUUGAGAAACAGUUCAGUUUAGACUUCAGUAAGAACUGUAUUCUUCAGACUUCAGUGCAGGAACAGUAAGCUGUAUAGAAAGCAUUAGACUACAUUGGACUAUGGACUGUUGUUACCUACACACAGAAACUACUUCAAAUCUUAUCUGUAACUGGACUGAUCAGCAAAGUACCUGUAUGCUGAAUACAUGAAGUUUAUCCCAUUGGCCUCAACCACCCAAGGAGGAUGCUGCUAUCACGCUGGGGAUGGUGGCUGUCCUCUUGCUCUCUUGCCAAGGUCUUGGUCGCUUCGGUCCUCCUCACAGAGAAUGCCUCCUGGGCUGAAUCCUUCAAACCUGAGCUGGAGGCCAACAGCAGCAACUCCUGUGAAGGGGUCACCAAAUGCCUACCAGGAGUGAUCCUCCCUGUUUGGCAACCAGACAACCCUUCCUUCGGAGACAAGGCCGCCAGGGCAAUUGUCUACUUCGUGGCCAUGAUGUACAUGUUCCUGGGGGUCUCCAUCAUUGCUGAUCGUUUCAUGGCCUCCAUUGAGGUGAUCACCUCCAAGGAGAAGGAGAUCACCAUCACCAAAUCCAACGGCGAGACUAGCAUUGGCACGGUGCGGAUCUGGAACGAGACGGUCUCCAACCUCACUCUCAUGGCCUUGGGCUCAUCCGCUCCUGAGAUCCUUCUCUCCGUCAUAGAAGUUUGUGGCCAUAACUUCCAAGCUGGUGAGUUGGGUCCCGGAACCAUUGUGGGCAGUGCCGCCUUCAACAUGUUUGUGGUCAUUGCCGUGUGUGUCUACGUCAUCCCGAACGGGGAAGUCCGCAAGAUCAAGCACCUGAGAGUCUUCUUUGUCACUGCUUCCUGGAGCAUCUUUGCCUACAUUUGGUUGUACCUGAUCUUGGCCGUCUUCUCUCCUGGGAUCGUGCAGGUCUGGGAAGCCUUACUUACCCUUGUCUUCUUCCCAGUCUGUGUCGUAUUUGCCUGGAUGGCUGACAAGCGUCUGCUCUUCUACAAGUACGUCUACAAGAGGUACAGGGCCGACCCACGCAGUGGCAUCAUAAUCGGGACAGAAGGUGCGUUUCCCAAGGGGAUAGAGAUGGACGGGGGCUUUGUGGCCAACGAUCACCGGGAGAGCAUUUUUAUUGAUGGGAGCGCAGCUUCCGUUGCCCCACUCCCGGUCACCACCCAAGAGGAGAAAGAGUUGGACGAGAGCCGCAAAGAGGUCAUCCAGAUCCUCAAAGACCUGAAACAGAAGCACCCAGACAAAGAACUGGAACAGCUAGUAGAGAUGGCCAACUACUACGCCCUCUUGCACCAGCAGAAAAGCCGAGCUUUCUACCGCAUCCAGGCAACCCGCAUGAUGACCGGGGCCGGAAACAUCCUCAAGAAGCAUGUUUCCGAAUUCUCUAAGAAGUCCGCCAACCUGCUAGAAGUGCCCUCAGAGGCAGAAGUGGAAGAGAACUACAGCAAAAUCUUCUUUGAGCCAUUCAUGUACCACUGCUUGGAGAAUUGUGGCUCAGUUACUUUAACCGUGGCCUGUGAGCAGGCUGAGGAUACCUACAACACCUUCUAUGUGGACUACAAGACAGAGGAUGGUUCCGCCAAAGCGGGUUCAGAUUACGAGUACAGCGAGGGCACGUUGAUCUUCAAACCUGGUGAGACCCAAAAGGAACUGAAGAUCGGCAUCAUCGAUGAUGAUAUCUUUGAGGAAGAUGAGCAUUUCUUUGUCCGGCUGCUCAACUUGCGGGUGGGCGAUGCCGAGGGUAUGUUUGAGUCGGACUCCGCCGACCACCCCAAGGGCCGGCUUGUGGCCCCUUUGGUGGCCACCGUAACCAUUUUGGACGAUGACCACGCCGGCAUCUUUACCUUCCAGGAUAAACUGUUGAGGGUCAGCGAGUGCCAGGGGACCAUGGAGGUCAAGGUGAUCCGGAGUUCAGGAGCUCGGGGGACUGUGAUGGUUCCUUACCAGACGGUGGAAGGGACUGCGCGAGGAGGAGGCGUGGACUACGAAGACUCCUGCGGGGAGCUGGAAUUCAAGGAUGACGAAACAGUGAAAUCCCUCUAUGUGAAAAUUAUAGAUGUUGAAGAAUACGAGAAGAAGGACAGCUUCUUCAUAGAGCUGGGGCAGCCGCGAUGGUUGAAACGGGGCAUCUCAGCCCUUUUGCUCAAUCAAGUAGAUGCAGACAAAAAGCUCUCUGCUGAAGAAGAGGAGGCCCGGCGGAUUGCUGAGAUGGGAAAGCCCAUCCUUGGGGAAAACGCCCGCCUGGAAGUCAUCAUUGAGGAAUCCUAUGAUUUCAAGAACACAGUGGACAAGCUGAUAAAGAAGACGAACCUGGCGUUGGUGAUCGGCACACACUCCUGGAGGGAGCAGUUCCUUGAGGCCAUCACCGUCAGUGCAGGCGAUGAGGAGGAUGAGGAAGACGGGCGCGAGGAACGGCUGCCCUCCUGCUUUGACUACGUCAUGCACUUCCUGACCGUCUUCUGGAAAGUUCUGUUUGCCUGCGUGCCGCCCACCGAAUACUGGAACGGCUGGGCCUGCUUCAGCGUCAGCAUCCUGGUCAUUGGGCUUCUGACCGCCCUCAUCGGAGACCUGGCCUCCCACUUUGGCUGCACCGUCGGCCUCAAGGACACCGUCAACGCCGUUGUCUUUGUGGCCCUGGGCACAUCUAUUCCGGACACCUUUGCCAGCAAAGUGGCUGCCCUCCAGGACCAGUGUGCCGAUGCGUCCAUCGGCAACGUGACGGGCAGCAACGCGGUCAACGUCUUCCUGGGCAUCGGCGUGGCCUGGUCCGUGGCUGCUAUUUACUGGGCCUUCCAAGGCAAAAACUUUGAGGUGCAGACGGGCAGUUUGGCCUUCUCCGUCACCCUCUUCACCAUCUUCGCCUUUGUUUGCAUCAGCGUCCUCAUGUACCGCCGCCGGCCGCACAUAGGGGGGGAGCUGGGGGGCCCCCGAACCGCCAAAAUCCUCACCGCCUGCCUCUUCAUGGGCCUUUGGUUCCUCUACAUCCUCUUUGCCAGCCUUGAAGCCUACUGCCACAUUAAGGGCUUCUGAGGGGACCACCCAUCCACGGUGUGAACCAGGACAUGAGAGAAAAAAAACUCUGGAUGCGGGAAGGCAUCUUCGCCAAAGGAUCGCACCUUCCCACCCCAGCUUCCCGAGCAUCCUUUCUUUCCGUUUGAAACUUCCAUAUCUGUGAGACGAAAAUUGCCUUCGCUCUGCACCUAUAAGCCUCCUCUUGCUCCCCGGGAAAAGAGGACGACUGCACAAUGGGCAGAAAGACUCCAUUGAGAAAGCCAUGGCCCCGAGUUUGCCUCGCAAGACCUAAGCAAGGCUGUCUGUGACCGGGGAGUCUCAGAGGUCUCUCUUUCAUCAGGUCGCUCCAAGUCACAUCUGAUUUGAUGCAUCUAACAACAACAGUCCUCCUGCACCACAUUGUUAUUGGCAUCUCCUCCAUUGUUCCAACAUUCUCCCUUCUGAUCUGACUGUCGCGAGGGCCUGCUCCUUCCCGGGACCUCUCCCGCACACCGGACCAAAUGUGCAAGCCAAGACAGAUGGGCCAGGGUGAUAUUUCAAGCCCUGGUUGUUGCCCAUCCUGACCAAAGGACCCUCUAACGUGUCUGCUAAGGCACCUUUAAUGGUUCUACCUUUUGACGACACCUAGAACCACAGAAAAGAGGGACACCGAGGUUCUUUUUCAAAUGUUUACUUAGAAUCACCUCGUCCUUCUCUUAUUGAGACCGGAGAGGUAUAUGCGGGGUGGGAGGUGGACUUCCCAUAGCAGUGCCGUGAUGGAGUUUUGCCAUUUUCUUCUCUUUCUCUAUCUCUCUCUUUUACAAUUUGACAUUUUCAAUUGUCUUCUUGUGGUUUUAAGAAAACAACAACAGCCGGUGAACUGAGUUGGGGUCACAUUAAAGUCAGGGAGACCAUUGACUGGCUCCAUCUUGCUCAAAGUCAAGGCAACAAAAAAGGAAAGGACUUUGACCUCAACACAGCCCCCAGCCCCAAUUCUGGGAUUUCUGAAGGCGGGCCGGUGGACAGAUGAAUGGACAAGGCAAAAUGCUUCUUGGGUUUGUUUGUUUGUUUGUUUUGGUGAGGUUAUGCACAUGAGCAGUGACUUCGGGUGGAACAACCAUUUUAACGCUUUUACCCCCUGCUUUGCUCUCCUUGACAAGAAAGGAGUUACAUUAAUUGUCUCCCAUUUUAAUUUCCCCCGGCAUUUCGUGUGGUGGCCUUUCUGCUUCUUCCAUAGGAUGUCUUUGUCUCUCCCUUCCUGUCCCUCGUAAGAACUAUAUCCUCUUUAGGAAGAAAACUUGGGGAUAUUUUCCCUGUAAAUUGGUUUCUCUCUUACUCUUGGAAAAGUGGGGCCUUUUGGUCUAACACUGGCCAUCCUGGUUUGGAAAAUUUGAGGUGAAGAGUCCAAAAAUGUAAUCUUUCUGAGCUCUUUUGUAUGAGUAUCACACAUGGAAUGAGUAGGUAAUUUGGGAAACUUCUAUUUCAUGGGAUUGGUGACAUCAGUACGGAAAGUUCCAUAUGAUCCAUCUAAGUCAAUCUGAUUUUUUUUCCUUUGAGUGCUCAGAAAGGAAAAAUGAAGCCAAAUAUAGGAACUGAACCGGCUAGUUUGCUGCAAGCAAUCUUCCUUGAGUGUUAAAAUGUGAUGGAUGUUCUCUUAUACCUACAUAACAUGAGACUUGGACAAUAGUCGAGGAUAUUGACUCAAGACCACAUGGUUUAUCUGAUUUCUCUCCAUCAUUUUCUCUCCCCAGGCAGCUGAAUUUUUUCUCUCUGGAGCAAAUGUUUUGUCUAGACUUGUGUUAAGGUCAGCUACUGGGUGUUUUGAUUCCCUGUUCUACAAGUGAACAAGCUUCUGUGCUUGCUGUGUGAAUGAAAAGAUUGGAUGUCAACCUUCACCCAGAAUCACUUGUAGAUAGAUACAGGUAAAGGAAAUAGAGCCAAGAGCAGUCAAUAGAUAUAAGAAGUGCAGCAACCAUAUGUCACGAAGGGUCAGGAGAAGGCAAAGCGGUUAGACCAAGUGUCUUCUGGGAAAGUGAAGGAGCAACAAUGGAAUCCAUCAUUUGUAAAGGAAGGGUGAUUAUGGUUGGUACCUUUUUUACUUGAAAUUGUAGGCAUAUUCAGAUAAAGAUUGUAGCUUGGAGGAGUUGUGCUGCUGCUUGAAGGUUGUCUAAUAUGCAAGGCCCUUCUUUAUACACAAUUUCAGCAGUCCAACUUGUCUUUCUAUGGAUGGUGAACAAAAGGAGCGUAUGCUCAUAUAUUUAAUAAACAGAAUGACACUUUUCAGAAUUAUGUCACAAAUUGAGGUCCCCAACCAGAGAACAAUCUGUUAGGGAGACCAUGUUAUCAAAAGAUAUUAUGGAUACAGAGCCAUUGCUUAUACACACACACACACACACACACACACACACACAUAUACGAGGGUGGGUCAACAAGUUUUGCCUCCUGUGUCAUAAAAAUGUUAUGAAUGUACAUAUAACAGUGGAUGUUGCUACAGAUCAUAGCCUGAACUAUCCUCUACACAAAACUAUUGUUCAACAUAGUUGUUGGGAAAUCAUCCUGGACUACUCAAGUCUAAAUGUAGUUAGAUAGAUGAUAGCGAUAGAUUGAGGGAAUCCUUUCCCUGUUUUUUCCAAAGCAUGCCUAGACAGGCUUUACUGUGUUUCACUCUAUCUUGUUUACGUCACAUCCUUUUUGCUUUGAAGUUAGUAGAAAUGUGAAUCUUUAGGGACACUAACUUCCCAUUGGUCAGAAUGUCUUUUAUGGCCCUAAUAAACUGGACCAUGAGGUUGGAACCAUUUUGGUUCUCUCUUCUCCCUUUGUUCUUCUAGCUAACAAGCAGCAUCUUGCUGUCUCUCCUGGCAAGAUGUAACUAUUUAGAUGUUUGUUAUUUUUCCUUUCUUAUUUUUCCUUAGAAACCAAUCUAGAGUAGACUAGACAGCUCCCAAGCCUUUCUAUCUACAAUGGAGUUCUUUUUACCUGAAUAAAUACUUUUUGAACUUUUACUGAGACUCUGCAAUCGAUUGCCAUCCUAAGCUGAAAGGCUUCUCUUUGCUCACCCUGUGUAAGUAACUGUUGAAUUUGAAAGCUUUUGCUUUUGCUAUUCUGCUGCAUUUUGGUGGAAUCUCCCCCAGAGAGGGUUAAAUUGAGUCUAACCGCUCAGAGAUUACCACAAUAGUUUUAACGUCAUUCAAUUAAUUGAAUCUGAAUCCAUGUAGGUUGUCUUUCAGAGGUCCAAACAGGUUAAAGUCAGAAGAGGCCAAAUCAGGGCUGUAGGGUGGCUGAGGCACUACUGACCAGCCGAUUAUCAUCAGUCAAGUGCUUGGGAACCCACUUAGCCCACACGUUGUGAUAUCCCAAGUCAGCAAUGAUUCCUUGGGCAGAGCCAUAUGAGACGUUCAAUGCAUCAGCAAUGUUCUGUCUCCUUGAAUCAAUUCAUCACCACGUUCUCGAUUUGCGUCUGUGACUGAUGUUGUCGGCUGGCUGCUUCUCAGUUGAUCUGCAAUUUCCGUUUCUCUGUUUUCAAAUUUCUUCACCCAAUGCUGCACGGUGCUGAUGUCCGUUGCAGCAUCCCCAUAAGCAUUCUUCAAGCGAUUAUGGAUUUCCUUAGGUGCACAACCUUCUUUUGCCAGAAAUUCAAUGAUGACUCUUUCUAUUAGGUUCAGAUUCAUCGUUCUAAUCAGUCAAUCUGAAAAAAGAAAAGACUAUAUCAGUAGAGUAAGGUUACCUCUAUCAUAUCAUGCAUAGAUAGUCCAGUAGCUGUGAAAGUAAUAAAAGUUGCAACGAAGGAGGCAUUACUUUUUGAGCCACCCAUAUAUGUAUAUAUAUUCCUGAUAUAUAUGUAUAUGUAUGUAUGUAUAUGUGUGUGUGUGUGUAUAAACACAAAUCAUAUAUAUAUAUAUAUAUAUAUAUAUAUAUAUAUAUAUAUAUAUAUAAAGGGUAAUGAAAUUUCGGCCUAGGACAAAACAACAAAACUACACAUCCCAGAAACACUAAACUUGGCAGCACAACCCCUCAUCCAUGCCUCUAUGUUCAUACAACAAAAAGAAAAGAAAAAUAAAGUCCUAAUUAGAAGGAGAGGAAUAAUUGUUUUUAGCCAAUUGCUGCCAGUUAGAAGGCUAAGCUCCGCCCACUUGGUCUCCUAGCAACCCACUCAGCCCAGGGAACAGGCAGAGUUAGGCCUCUCUUAGGCCUCUUCCACACUACCUAUAAAAUACAGAUUAUCAGAUUUGGACUGGAUUAUAUGGCAGUGCAGACUCAAGGCCCUUCCACACAGCUAUAUAACCCAUUUAUAAUCUUAUAUUAUCUGCUUUGCACUGGAUUAUCUUGACUCCACACUGCCAUAUAAUCCACUUCAGUGUGCCUUUUAUACAGCUGUGUAGAAGGGACCUCAUAUAAUCCAGUUCUAAGCAGAUAAUAUAAGAUACUUUAUUUUCCCAUACCACCAUACUUCGCCACAGCAACGCGUGGCUGGGCACAGCUUAUAUAUAUAUAUAUAUAUAUAUAUAUAUAUAUAUAUAUAUAUAUGCACCAAGAAGGCUCUUUUGAUGAAAGCAUUUAUCACAAUGGAGAACUACGGCAUAACUCUGGAGCAGUGGUAGUUCCAUAACAGAACUACAAUUUUUCAAAGUCGCAUCUGUUGUGGGGAAAAGCAAUGGAAGACCAGGUCUUUUGCACAAAUACAAGUCUUACCAUAUGCCAUUUCUCUGUCUGGUUUCAAUUCAAACCUUUGGGUAUUUGGAAAGGUGUUUUCUACAGCCCUGAAUGCAAUGUAUCAUAAUAAUGUCCUAGCCUGGUUAACUUACUGGAAAGUCCAUACACAAGGAGGCCAAUUGGCUAUCUGUUGGGGUUCGCUGUUCUUCUGAGCCAUAAUAAUCUUUCAUGUGUGCAUCAAUGGCCUGUUUAUGAGAUGGGAUUCUGAAUAGCAGAAACCAAAUUAUGUUCCUACAAGGCACAUUUGGAGAACUUCUCAGAGCAGAGAGCAUUGGCUUGGCAUUUUAAAGCAUGUGGAAUUUGAACAAUAGAGACAUCAAAGGAGGGAGAAAGAAGGGGCCUGUCUGAAGAAGAACUUCAAAUGACCACAGUCCUCCUUCCAAACAACAGCACCAAGUGUUAAAGGCCAGCCUUGUUCACUGAUGGUUUGUUCUCCCCAGUUAUAAAACUGAAUGCCAUAAGAAGCAAGCAAAUGGGUCGUGGAGAGUCAGUAUCCUUCCCUGUUGAUUGAGUUGAUUCUGGUGAAGUAAUGAUGUACAAUGGAGGAGAAUGGUUGUUUAAGGUGUCAGAAUACUCAAAAGGCGCUUGUCUAUAUUGUCUUUAAGGAGAACAAAGCUUAACUCAUUGCCUUGGUUGCUAUUAUUUGCAACCUAUCACAGCUGGUGGGGGUAAAGUGGGGCUGGCAAGCUGCAUACAGUCCCCAGGGCCAUUUUUGUAAACCAUAGGAGCCCCAGAGAUCAACAAAAUUGUAUUCUCUUUUAUUUUAUUUGGGGGUAGAUCAAUAGGUACUGCUCCAGCGGGAAGGUAACGACGAUCCAUGCAGUCAUGCUGGCCACAUGAGGUGUCUCCAGGCAAUGCCAACUGUUCGGAUUAGAAAUGGAGAUGAGCACCAACCCCAGAGUUGGACAUGUCUAGACUUAAUGUCAAGGGAAAACCUUCACCUUUACUUAAGGGGCCUCAGAUUAUCAUAUGAUGCGAAUCAAAUGCACACCCUAAUUUUGGCAAGGGAAUUUAGCCCAAGAUAGCGAGAAUAAUAAUAAUAAUAAUAAUAAUAAUAAUAAUAAUAAUAAUAAUAAUAAUAAUAAUAAUAAUUUAAUUCUUAUACCCCGCCCCAUCUCCCCGAAAGGACUCGGGGCGGCUUACAUGGGGCCAAGCCUGAAUAGAACAAUAAAAACGAGCAUUAAACUUGAGUAAAUAGGUAUAUUAGAAUCCAGAGUGAAAUUGGCACUUCAUUGGCAUUCACGCUAUCAGUUCGCCACUUCAUUGACAUUCAAGCUAUGGGUGGGAAAAACUGGAAGGAGGAGCCAUGAGGCAAGUGGGUCUAAUGGUCAGAACUGUCAUUGGAGCAUUUUUCGAUACUUUUCUAAUUGUUUUCCUUGGGAAAACUCUUAAAUGGAUGAAACUCUAAAAUCAGGACAGCAAAUAAAGAGCAACACUCAGAAAAUGGAGAUUCCAGACAGGAAACAAUCAGGGCCAGCUAACACUUCCCAACAAAGGAUUCCCUAGGCAAAAAGCAGUCAGGCUUUGAAGCAAGGCUCUUCAAUGCUAAUCAAGGUGGCCAGUUGCAACAUUCACACUUGCCUCAAACAGGCAAGAGUUCUUUCUCCCACCUUGGACAUUCCACAGAUAUAUAAACUCCACUUGCCUAGUUUCCAACAGACUUCACAACCUCUGAGGAUGCCUGCCAUAGAUGUGGGUGAAAUGUCCGGAGAGAAUGCUUCUGGAACAUGGCCAUACAGCCCAGAAAACUCACAGCACCCCAGUGAUUCCGGCCAUGAAAGCCUUCGACAACACUCCAGUCCUUUUGGCUCACUGUCCUCGACCAGAAGCAGAUGCCCGACUUCUAAGUAAGAUGAAAACUCUUUGCAUCCCUUUCCAAACAUAGAGGCACAUUUGCCUCAAAGGCACAAAGGCAGAAGAUGCAAUGGUUUGGAGUCCUUUUUAAAAACGAAUCUCUUCUCCCUCCUACUUAUCGCCAUUUGACUUAUUUAAGAAACACUCAAAUGUGGGAACAAUUUUCUAAUGCAUCCCGGGGCUGGAGAAAUGUGAAACCAGUUGUAGGGUGGGUUUGGGGUGGAAUUAAAUGUGGUGUUUUUAAUAUCUGGGUUUCUUAACAUUUCUUCCUCUUUGGCAUAGGAGGGAAGAUAACUUUCAGACUCAAAAAGACUUUGUAGCUUCUUCCUGCUUGGCAAUGCAGGGGCACAAUGGAGCCAAAAAAAUAAGAAAAACUUUACCCAGCAAACGUCUCUUCCUUUCUUUUCUUUGUCUCUUUCUAACUUUUGCAUUAAAAAAAAAAUCAUGUUUUUUUUAUCUUUUUCUAGAUUUUGCCCUCUUCUCCCUUUGGCCAAAAACACACACAUUGACAAAUGGUCUUGUUUUACAAAGUUUGCAUGACGCCCUUUGGGUGAGAACAAACAAUUAUGAAUACAUUUGGUUCUGAAGUGGGAAGUAAACCCUUAAAUCUCACAGAGUGUGGUUAUUUCCAAGACCAAUGUCACUGUGACUUUGUAGAUCGGCACUUGUUCAGAUAGCACCGCUUGCACAAGACCUUGGCAAAUGGAAGAUUCAUGUAUGCUAAAUAAUGCACAUUUCAAGUAGCUGAACUGCCUAAAAUAUAGCUCAAGGCAUGAAGGAAAUCCAAUGUAAAAAAAGGUCAAGUGGGGGGGUGAGGAAAGGAAAGGACUGCAACACAAUCGGGAGGUUCUUUGGGUGAAACAAUGCAAGAAAAUUCAAGGGAAGCCCAAAUUUAGUAAGGAGGGCCCAUAUCCUACAUUACAUAUUUAAUUGUGGAUAUAUAUCUAAGUAAUGAGCCCCCGGUAGCGCAGCGUGUUAAAGCGCUGAGCUGCUGAACUUGCAGACCGAAAGGUCGCAGGUUCGAAUGUGAGGAGUGGAAUGAGCGCCCGCUGUCAGCCCCAGCUUCUGCCAACUUAACAGUUCAAAUACAUAGGUACCUUUCCAGCAGUAAGGUAACGGCACUCCAUGCAGUCAUAUUGGCCACAUGACCUUAGAGAUGUCUAUUAGGCAUGUCUAAUCGAUGAAAAAAAGUUUCAAUUCUCGUUUCUAAAGUAGGGGCGCUGGCGCUUCGAUAUAGAAAGUAUUUCUGAAUUUUUCACCCAAAAUUUUUGGAUAUUUCCGAAAAUUCAUAAUGAUUCUAAAUGUUUCUAAAAUGGCAGGCGCGCAUGCGCAAUUGCCAAAAAUAGGAACCGGGGGGACUUUUACAGGGCUCUCCCGCCCUCAUUUCUUGAGCUAUCCUCAUCAAAUUUGGUACAGUGAGAGAACACAUUCAUCACUCUUAGCUCAACAAAUUGCAGAACGUUUCCUGUCUCCUAUGAUUUUUGGCAAAUUUUCAUAACUUUUUAUAAUACACUGGACCAGUGACCAUGCCAAGCAAUGCCCUGGCAAGGAGUGCAAAGAUACUUUGAAAACUAUAAAUUCCCUUGCUAUAUUUGUAAGCAAGAACUCUGGAAAUCAAUGGUAUCUCUGGCUAUGUGAUCCCACAAGCCUGAAAGACAAUGCCUUCUUAAUGAAAUAGACUACUGAUUCUGCAAAGGUAUGCUAUGAUCCAGCAAGAACUAUUUUAACGAAAUUGAAAGCUAGAUAAUUUUUUUAAUAAUAUGGAAAACAAUGAACAUUAAGAGACAAUUAGAGAAUGGGCCAACGAUGGUUCAAAUUACAUUGGCGGUUGCACUGUGAGACAACGUCUCGGAAUGCAUCUCAAAAAGCGAGAACAAUCCAAUAUAAAUCCGAUAUAAGAUUCAAAACGAUUUUUUGGACAUACCUAGUGUCUAUGGACAACACUGGCUCUUUGGCUUCGAAAUGGAGAUGAGCACCAUCCCUCAGAAUCGGACUCAACUAGAUGUAAUGUCAAGGGGAAACCUUACCUUUAACAUCUCCUAGCGAUGAAGUUUUUCAGCAUCUACUCACUAGUCAGUGAGGCUGAAACAAGGAAUUGCAAAAAAAGGUUUCUGUUUUGGAUUGCCAUCACCUCACUAGUUGUUGUUAUUGUCGUCGUUAUACAUGUUAAUGUUUUUUUUUGUGACAAAAAUACAAUGGGUAACACGGCAAACUACUGUGCAACUGGUGGCAAACAUCACAGCCAGUAACAACAACUAAUUAAUUGUUAACACUUGGCUAGAAUUAGUUAUUCCCAACUAGAGUGGAGCUAUUCAAUCAAUUGUAGAAUGGUGAGUUUACACCAGGCAUGGUCCGACUUUGGAGGCUGUUAGGAAUUGUGGGAAUUGAAGUCCAAAACACCUGGAGGGCCAAAGUUGGACCAUGUCUGGGCUACACAGAAAUACAACCAAUUGAUUACACCAGUGUGGUCCGGCCCGUGGGCCACAUGUGGCCCACCAAUUCAUUUUUGUUGGCCUUUGCCCUUCUUACUGGAAAAAUAUUUUAAUUUAAUUUAAUCGUUAAUCCUUUCUUUUUAAGAAACGGCCAUAUAAUGGCCAUAUUGAAGCUUCACUCUUGACCAUUACAAUCUGUGGUGUGCCUACUUGGCCCUCGGGUAACUAAAGGUUGGACCACACUGGAUUACACUAUGUUACAAAAUUUGAAAAAAAAUUCUGUUCCUGGCUUGAAAGUGUUAUUUCCUGUUUAAUUGUGUGGUACUUACUUUGAAAGUAGUUAUCCUACUCCAGAAACUAUGUUGAAUUGGUUGAAACUCUAUCAGGUCUUCAUCAAAAAUUAUAGUGCAAUGUGUCGCAGGAGGUCCCACAAAAACAAAAGUUUUACAGUUUAAUAAACGUUUUUGAUGUUAUGAU
Molecule: messenger RNA, 13132 nt
Organism: Anolis carolinensis (green anole)
Lineage: Eukaryota; Metazoa; Chordata; Lepidosauria; Squamata; Anolidae
Gene: slc8a2
Product: solute carrier family 8 member A2
Exons: 8
Coding region: 888-3698 (936 amino acids)
Biological process (GO): calcium ion import across plasma membrane; cell communication; sodium ion transmembrane transport
Cellular component (GO): sarcolemma; axon; postsynapse
Molecular function (GO): calcium:sodium antiporter activity
Source: RefSeq, a predicted model, not a curated record